Molecule: messenger RNA, 1994 nt
Organism: Saccostrea cuccullata (small rock oyster)
Lineage: Eukaryota; Metazoa; Mollusca; Bivalvia; Ostreida; Ostreidae
Product: UMP-CMP kinase-like
Exons: 7
Coding region: 255-833 (192 amino acids)
Biological process (GO): UDP biosynthetic process; CDP biosynthetic process; 'de novo' pyrimidine nucleobase biosynthetic process
Cellular component (GO): nucleus; cytoplasm
Molecular function (GO): ATP binding; UMP kinase activity
Source: RefSeq, a predicted model, not a curated record
UGAAAAGAAACAAGCCACGAACGAGUUGCCGUAUCUACAAUAAACCGGAAGUUGUUGUUGCAAAGUUUACGUUUACUCGUGUAACAAAACCUGAAAUAUUUAAAUUUCAAGUUCAGCACGUACUGUCUCGUAUCUUGAUUUAAACUGCAGGCUUCAAAAUUGGACUUCUAAGAGUAUUGCAAAGCCCCCUCCUGAGUACAAUUAAUACAUUUUGUCAAACCCAGCGAUCUUUCCUCAGUCGGGGUAUUUACAGCAUGACAAAAUAUAAUGUGAUAUUUGUACUAGGAGGACCGGGAGCAGGGAAGGGAACACAGUGUGAAUAUAUUGUCAGGGACUUUGGUUAUGUGCAUUUAUCAGCAGGUGACCUUUUGAGGGAGGAGAGACAACGUCCAGGGUCACAGUUCGGGGAGGAGAUAGAAGGCCACAUAAAAAACGGUACCAUAGUCCCUGUCCAGAUCACCUGCUCUCUACUGAAAAGAGCCAUGGAAAAAAGUGGCAAGGACAGAUUUUUAAUUGAUGGGUUUCCAAGGAACCGUGACAACUUAGAUGGCUGGAAUAAGGAAAUGAGUGAUGUUGCCAAAGUUAUACGAGUGCUGUUUUUUAACUGUUCAGAACAGGUUUGUGUUGAGAGGUGUUUGUCUCGAGGGAAGACCAGCGGCAGAACAGAUGACAAUGAAGAGAGUCUGAAGAAGAGAAUAAAGACUUACACUGAAUCCACAAUGGAGAUCAUAGAACAAUUUAGAAAGUUGAACUUAGUUAGUGAAAUACAUGCUGAAAAAAGCCCAGAAGAGGUGUUUGAGGAAGUUAAGAAAGUUCUGAAUGAAUUAAAUUGAUCUCCACACUGAGUUAGUACUGUGACUGCACACAACUCUGCUCUUGGUAUUCUGCCAUGCUCGCCUCAGGAAUUUUGUGACACAACUAAAAAUCUUUUCAUGCUUGUAUUAAUGAUUUUCUAAAUUAUGUACAUGCUUCUUUUAAGAGCUAGAUCAUAAAAUUGAUUUAUUGAGAAAUUUUUAAAAACAAUUUUACAACUGUCUUGAUUAAUUUUUUUUUUCAUUUUUUUUUUAAUAUUAAUCAAUUGAUUAUUGCUAGGGUAGGUGUAAUUUACUGUUUGUUUUAGUGCGGAGGCUGUUAAAAAAACUCUUUAAAUAUCUCUUUGUUUUUUUAAAUGUAUUUUUUGUAUUUGUUAAUUUGUGGGAAAAAUUUAAGUACAAUUUCUAGGGUUACUGUGUAUUUCAAUAAAAAAAAAAAAAAAAACAUAUUUAGAAUAUAUAAGAAAAAUAAGAAUCUGUCGUUCUGCUGCAUGUAGUGAAACAAAUCAAGGUGUUGUGCAUUAUCACAGAAUUUUGUAGUCCCGAAACAUUUUCUUAAUUUUUAUAAAACAUUAGCCUAUUUAAUCCAGAUAUUUUCAAACCUGGUGAUUUUUUAAGCCCAUUGACUUGUUAAGGCAAGUUUUAUUGAUGGUUAAAUUUAAAAUGACCAAUACUUGGGAGCCUUUCAUCUAUGUGCAAUUCAUUGCUACCAAAUAAGGAUAAUGCUUUAUGUUUUUGUAUUACAGUUGUAGAAUUUGUUGUAGAUUUAUAAUCAGUGAGCAAAUUUUGUAAGUUACAUGUUAAGUUAUUUUUUUUUAUUGAAUAUACAUGUACAAUUAUCAAAUCACUUUUUUUAUGAUUGAAUGUUUAAUAGAAUGUAAUAGACAUAUACUUUUUCACGACAAAUAAAAUUUAAAACAACUCACUAUUUUAAUUAAGUAACAUGCUUAGGCAUUCAGUUCUGAAUGAACCUAUUUUACUUGAGCAGUAAUUGAUAACAUGUAUUACAAUAACUAUGUACCAGAUAUAUAUAAACCAAAGUGAGCCUCAUAUUUUUUAUUAUUAAAUCAUAUUGAAUUGCUGUGCAAUGUCAAAGAACCACUAAGCUUUAUUGCACAGCAGAGGUUUUUAUAUUUUUAGCAGGAUUUGAUAUUUGAGGGAAAUAAAUGUGAUUUCAAGCAA